Brassica oleracea var. oleracea is the source of this 405-nucleotide messenger RNA. RefSeq names its product jasmonate O-methyltransferase-like. NCBI's taxonomy places the organism in Eukaryota, Viridiplantae, Streptophyta, Magnoliopsida, Brassicales, Brassicaceae. The coding region runs from base 1 to 405 and encodes 134 amino acids. Gene Ontology annotation, molecular function: S-adenosylmethionine-dependent methyltransferase activity. The record is from RefSeq and is a predicted model, not a curated record. The transcript has a single exon. Gene Ontology annotation, biological process: methylation.
AUGGACGAGGCCUUGAAGAAGCUGAUGAUAAGAAAUUCAGAAAUUUUGAGCUUUGGAAUCGCCGACUUGGGCUGUUCCUCCGGUCCCAACAGUCUCUUGUCCAUCUCCAAUAUCGUAGAAACAAUCCAAAACUUGUGUCCUGACCUCGACCGUCCUGUUCCUGAGCUCAGUCUCUUUCUCAACGACCUUCCUAGCAAUGACUUCAACUACAUCUUUGCUUCUUUGCCGGAGUUUUACGACCGGCUUAAGAAGAGAGACAACAACUAUGAGAGUUUAGGUUUUGAGCACGGAAAUGGAGGACCGUGUUUUGUGUCGGCGGUUCCUGGCUCUUUCUACGGACGUUUGUUUCCUCGCCGGAGCCUUCACUUUGUUCAUUCUUCUUCUAGUUUACACUGGUUGUCUUAG